UCUCUUUCGGAACAAACGCCACCGAUGCUAAUAAUUCAGGUAGCGACCUCAUUUUUAUUUCAUGUUGCGUCAACUUUUUAUUCCACUUCAGAAUGACACUGUCAGUCUGACAUGUUUUGUCAAAGCUGUAUAAAUACAUUUAUAAUCCAGAGAAGCCCUUUUUAUUUGUUUACGUUUUGUGUUCGUUUGUAUUGAAUCGAUUUAAUAAUUGUUAUUGUGUGUUUGGAAGUAGACACCAGCAUGGGAGAUAAUUUGCCGCUGAUUCCCGAGAAGGAGUCGCUGUGUGCGGACGUGCGGCCGCUGCUGCGCGCGGUGUUCCGCGAGCUGGACUACCUGCCGCCGCUCACCACGGAGCUGCCCGUGCCCGUCGCCGCGCAGCACCUCUCCAGCGCGCCGCUCGCCGACGCCGACCACUGGAUAGAGAAGUACAACUCGGAGUGUUCGGAGAUCAGCCGUCGCGAGGCGGAGCUGAAGCAGCAGCAGGCGCGGCGCGUGGCGCGCGAGCCGCUGCCCAACAUCCACGCGCCCGCGCCGCCCCGCGCGCCCCCGCCCGCGCCCCGCUGGCGCCUGCGCCCCGGCCUCAUCGAGCGCCACCACCUCGUGCCCACCCUGCAACAGAAUGCUGCACGAGACGGCAGCCUGUGGAUCAAAAACAUCCUGGCGACGAGCUCGGGCGACGUGAGCGUGGCGCGGCGGAGGCGCUCGCCGCGCGCGCCGCCGCCGCCGCGCCUCGCCGCCGGCGACGACUACCACACCGUGCAGACGCUCAGCAUCGGCGCGCUGGAGCCGCGGCCGCCCCCCGCGCCCGCCGCGCCGCCCGCGCCCGCGCCGCCGCCCGACUACAUCGUGUGCGUGCCGCCGCAGCUCGACUUCGUCAACUUCACCGUCGGACACCUGCACACGCAACGCGUGCGGCUGGUGAACGUGUCGAAGUUCGAGAUCCGUCUGUCGGUGCGUCCGCCGGCGCGGCGCGAGCUGGACGUGCAGCUGUGCGGGCCGCGCGGGCUCACCGUCACCUCGGGCGCCGCCGCCGAGCUGCGCGUGCACUUCCGCCCCAGCGACGUGCGCCUCGUGCGCGACGAGCUGCGAGUGCGCGUCUCCAUGGGCCGGGACUUCGUCGUGCCCAUCGCCUGCUACAUGCAGCCGCCCGUACUCAACAUCCUGAUCCCGAGCGUGACGUCGUCGCUGCUGUCGUGCUCGCCGGGCGUGGAGCGCGACGAGGCGACGGGCGGGGUGGGCGCGGCGGGCGACGUGCUGGAGCUGGGCGCGCGCCUGCUGGGCGACGUGCACUGCGCGCGCGUGCUGCUGCACUGCGACGCUGAGCACGCCUCCUUCUUCCUGCUCACCGAGGACGCCUGGCUCUCAUACACCCUUGACUGCCUGUCGCUGGGCGGGUCGGUGGUGGCGGGCGAGUUCGUGGUGUGGCCGGCGUGGUGGGGCGGCGGCGGCGCGGUGCGCGGCUGCGCGUGGUGCCGCGCGCGCGCGCCGGGGCUGCACGCCGCCGCCCUGCGCGCGCUCUCCUCCACCGCCGUCGCGCGCCCGCUGCACCUGCUCGCCGACGUGCUGCUCUUCCGGCAGGACCAUCUCACCAUACUUGCGCACGACAAGGACUACGACAUCUGCGGCGAGGGCGAGCCGGCGUGCGAGUACUACGUGCAGCUCGGCACGGCGUUCCCGCGCCGCGCGCUCGCCGCCACCGUGCAGCUCGUCAACCACAGCCCGGUGGUGUACUCGUACUACUGGAGCGUGCGGCCGUGGGGCGAGUGCUCGUGCUGGACGGACGACGCCGCGUCCGACGCCGCCAUGUGCGACGCCGCGCUCGACGCCAGGGACGAAGCUCAAGAGAACCGGUCGGCGUGGGAGCGGCGCGGCGAGAGCGCGGCGCUGGUGCUGGUGGAGCCGGCGCGCGGCGCCAUCCUGCCGCGCGCGACGUGCGCGCUGCACGUGCGCGUGCCCGACGUGGGCGCGCGCCUCGGCCUGCAGCGCGCCGUGCUCAUGUUGAUACUGAAGGGCAUACCGAGAGAGAGCUUCCCGCCGGACUACGAGCCCAUGAUCGUCAGCACAGAGGAGGUGGAGACCGAGUCCAUACCCGGCGUCGAGUCGGAGCGGCGCGAGGUGUGCGAGGUGGUGUGCGCGCAGAUGGAGGUGUGGUGGGACGUGGUGCCGCUGCGCUUCGUGCUGCUGCCGCCCGUCGUGCCGCUGCACCACUCGCGCAGACGCGAGUCGGUGUCGGUGGAGCUGACGGCGACGCAGCUGUUCGGCGUGUGUGGCGCGCGCGUGGCGUGGCGCACGCCGACGCGCGUGCCGCCGCCCGCGCCGCUGCAGCUCGCGCCCGCGCAGCACUGCUCCGUCGCGCUCGCCUACCCGCUGCCCGGCCUGCCCAACCACUUCCCCGAGACAGACCUCAUCACACUGGUGGCGGAGAACGCGGAGUGGCAGGCGCAGUGCGUGGUGCGGCGGCAGUGCAGCACGCGGCACCCCUCGCUGCGGCCGGCGCGCGCCUGGCUGGGCGUGGUGCCGCCCGCCGCGCGCAUGCACCACGCGCUCAAGCUGCACAACGACACGCACGAGAAGAUCUGGUGGUGGGCGGAGGCGUUCCGGUGGUGGGGCGAGAACGAGCCGUCGCGCGCGUGCCGCGGGCGCCUGCCGUGCGAGCGCUGCCAGGAGCGCGCCUGCACGUGCGCGCUGCUGCGCCCCGCCACCGGCGCGCUCGCGCACGACCACGCCGCGGAGAUCUGCUACGACGUCAACGCGCCGGAGCGCGACGGAUGCGUGGCGACGCUGGUGCGCGUGCGGCGGCCGGGCGCGGACGUGGCGCACGCGGGCAGCGGCACCGGCGACUCCGCGCGCGCCGCGCUCGUCGCCUACCGCGUGCUCGCGCCGCGCCUCGUGCUGCGCGUGCUGCCCUGCGACGACGACACGCACACCGACGACUGCACGUGCUUCGCGGCGGAGUGCGGCGCGGAGGGCGGCGCGCGCGGCUCGGCGCUGCUGCGGCCGCGCGCGGCGCUGGCGCUGGGCCGGCGCACGUGCUACCGCCUGCGCCUCACCAACAUCACGCCGCUGCCCACCGCCGUGCACUUCGACAACAACACCGGCGAGUAUCCACCAUCUGUUACACCCCUCGCUACACCGGAGGACAGUGAGGUGCUGAAGGUGAAGUUCAACCCGAGCGAGUUCCGCGUGCGCCCCUACGCCGAGGUGGAGGUGCGGGUGGUGGUGGAGGCGCGGCGCGUGUGCGGGCGGCGCGUGUUUGUGUGCCGAGCGCGAGUCGAGCGCGCGCACCGCCCGCUCUACCUGCUCAUCGACACCGCCAUCGACGUAACUAUGCACGCCCACCUACCUGGCACUACACCCCACACUGCAGCACCACACACAACCCUCGCGCGCACCGCCCGCUCUACCUGCUCAUCGACACCGCCAUCGACCACCACACACAACCCUCGCGCGCACCGCCCGCUCUACCUGCUCAUCGACACCGCCAUCGACGUAACUAUGCACGCCCACCUACCUGGCACUACACCCCACACUGCAGCACCACACACAACCCCGCGCGCACCGCCCGCUCUACCUGCUCAUCGACACCGCCAUCGACGUAACUAUGCACGCCCACCUACCUGGCACUACACCCCACCGCAGCACCACACACAACCCCGCGCGCACCGCCCGCUCUACCUGCUCAUCGACACCGCCAUCGACGUAACAUGCACGCCCACCUACCUGGCACUACACCCCACACCGCAGCACCACACACAACCCUCGCGCGCACCGCCCGCUCUACCUGCUCAUCGACACCGCCAUCGACGUAACUAUGCACGCCCACCUACCUGGCACUACACCCCACACUGCAGCACAGCACCACACACAACCUCGCGCGCGCACCGCCCGCUCUACCUGCUCAUCGACACCGCCAUCGACGUAACUAUGCACGCCCACCUACCUGGCACUACACCCCACACUGCAGCACAGCACCACACACAACCCUCGCGCGCACCGCCCGCUCUACCUGCUCAUCGACACCGCCAUCGACGUAACUAUGCACGCCCACCUACCUGGCACUACACCCCACACUGCAGCACCACACAACCCCGCGCGCACCGCCCGCUCUACCUGCUCAUCGACACCGCCAUCGACCACAGCACCACACACAACCCUCGCGCGCACCGCCCGCUCUACCUGCUCAUCGACACCGCCAUCGACGUAACUAUGCACGCCCACCUACCUGGCACUACACCCCACACUGCAGCACCACACAACCCUCGCGCGCACCGCCCGCUCUACCUGCUCAUCGACACCGCCAUCGACCACAGCACCACACAACCCCGCGCGCACCGCCCGCUCUACCUGCUCAUCGACACCGCCAUCGACGUAACUAUGCACGCCCACCUACCUGGCACUACACCCCACACUGCAGCACAGCACCACACACAACCCUCGCGCGCACCGCCCGCUCUACCUGCUCAUCGACACCGCCAUCGACGUAACUAUGCACGCCCACCUACCUGGCACUACACCCCACACUGCAGCACCACACACAACCCUCGCGCGCACCGCCCGCUCUACCUGCUCAUCGACACCGCCAUCGACCACAGCACCACACACAACCCUCGCGCGCACCGCCCGCUCUACCUGCUCAUCGACACCGCCAUCGACGUAACUAUGCACGCCCACCUACCCGCACUACACCCCACACCGCAGCACAGCACCACACACAACCCUCGCGCGCACCGCCCGCUCUACCUGCUCAUCGACACCGCCAUCGACGUAACUAUGCACGCCCACCUACCUGCACUACACCCCACACCGCAGCACAGCACCACACAACAACCCUCGCGCGCACCGCCCGCUCUACCUGCUCAUCGACACCGCCAUCGACGUAACUAUGCACGCCCACCUACCUGGCACUACACCCCACACUGCAGCACCACACACAACCCUCGCGCGCACCGCCCGCUCUACCUGCUCAUCGACACCGCCAUCGACGUAACUAUGCACGCCCACCUACCUGGCACUACACCCCACACUGCAGCACCACACACACCCCGCGCGCACCGCCCGCUCUACCUGCUCAUCGACACCGCCAUCGACGUAACUAUGCACGCACCACCUGGCACUACACCCCACACUGCAGCACCACACACAACCCUCGCGCGCACCGCCCGCUCUACCUGCUCAUCGACACCGCCAUCGACGUAA
Molecule: messenger RNA, 5196 nt
Organism: Helicoverpa armigera (cotton bollworm)
Lineage: Eukaryota; Metazoa; Arthropoda; Insecta; Lepidoptera; Noctuidae
Exons: 25
Coding region: 241-5196 (1651 amino acids)
Biological process (GO): negative regulation of cell population proliferation
Cellular component (GO): cilium; cytoplasm
Molecular function (GO): tubulin binding
Source: RefSeq, a predicted model, not a curated record